Messenger RNA from Melampsora larici-populina 98AG31, 669 nucleotides. RefSeq lists its product as uncharacterized. The record is from RefSeq and is a predicted model, not a curated record. NCBI's taxonomy places the organism in Eukaryota, Fungi, Basidiomycota, Pucciniomycetes, Pucciniales, Melampsoraceae. The transcript has 3 exons. Bases 1 to 669 code for a protein of 222 amino acids.
AUGUCCAGGGUUGCUCUUGCCACUACUUCUGUGCAGAGUUAUGAACCAAGUAGAUUAGCUCUAGCAGAAGCUUCUCUGGCGGCUGCCGGAUUCCCACGUUUGACACUCCAAUGGAAUAAUACUAUCAACACUCCUUGGAACUCGGCUGUACUCAACUGUCUUCUGGCGGCUUGGCUAGAGUCUGGCCAAAGAAUCCUCACCAAGUGGCUAAGUGGCAAGCGUGCCAAAUAUAGUCAGGAGGAAAAAGACAAGGCACUCAUAGCAACCCCGGGCGGAGCUGAAAAAUAUGCUAAGAGGCUGCUUGAAUCUAAGGACAGGAAAGCUAUGAAGGCCUUAAGGACAAAAGUUGCUCAAUCACGCUUACAAGCCAUUUCGAAACACAUCAAAGGCUUCACGGACACCCAUCAACUACUCCUAGUAAUGGACGAAGUGCAUUCAGACACUGAGACGGUCCCUGCAACCCCAGCAAAGCCGGCACAUCAACGUCGGAUCAAGCUAGCUUGGAGAAAGCCAGAGCUGGAUCAAUUGAUUCACCUUGCUGACGAAAUGGCCAGAAAGAACCCAGACUCAACAAAGGCCCAGAAGACCAAUGUGGCCAAGUUUCAGGCAGCCAGGGCUGAAUCCUCACCUGCUGCUGUCAAUCCGGAAGACCAACUCCCACCACAGUGA